UUCGAGGGGGUCUGGUCUGAUUCUCGGCUCCUGAUUGGUGCUCGUUUAAUAUCCCACGUCACGCUCAGCUGGCUAACCAAUCAGAAGCCAGGAGCUCCUACAUGGGCGGGGCUUCCUCGCAGUUACACCACGCCGCGUCGUCUAACAGGAACCGGCCGGUUGUGAAUGGGACAGUGUUCAUGUUGCAGCCAUUGACAGUAUACGACAGAGCGCAGAGGUUCAGAGACAGGUGAGCUUACAGGUGUGUCUGUGCUCGGUUGUUACACUCGGUCAGAAGGAUUUACGCUCACAUUUAACGGCGUUGGGGUUAUUUUUUCGGCAAAUGGAAAACUUGCCUGCGACAAAAUAGUAAGGCCACCUAUUGAAUGGCACAGGAGGGCUGUUAAACACGGCUGUUUGAGUUUUAGUCACCGUCCUUUAUGUGUUUUACUGAAGGCUUUUGAAGAGGAUUCAUGCCAGAAGCUCAACAAUGACUUCAGACUUGUGAUAUCUGUGCGUACUGCAGAAGGUAUUUCAGAGUGGACGGCAGCAGAGUGAAGACGCUACAAGAGGAGGAAAAAGUACUAAGAACUAUGGAACUGUCUCUGGCUCACCCAGCUAUCAAAGCCUUCAUGUGUGGCUCCUUCAGUGGGACCUGCUCCACGCUGCUUUUCCAGCCUCUCGACCUGAUCAAGACCCGUCUGCAGACCUUACAGAGCAGCAUGCAGCCUGGCUCGGGCAGAGUGGGGAUGGUGACUGUGCUCCUGAGCGUGGUGCGGACAGAGAGGUUGCUGGGACUGUGGAAAGGAAUCUCACCGUCCUUUGCUCGGACCAUCCCAGGAGUGGGGAUCUACUUCAGCACCUACUACUCUCUGAAGCAGCACUUCUUCCAGGACAGCAGCCCACGGGCCAUACAGGCUGCGCUGCUGGGAGGCGGGGCCCGGACGGUGGCAGGGGUCUUCAUGUUGCCGGUCACUGUCAUCAAGACACGCUUUGAAUGUGGCAGGUACAGCUAUGGGAGUGUGACUGGGGCUCUGCGCAGUGUGUGUCAGACUGAAGGUCCUGCAGCUCUGUUCUCUGGCCUGAUGGCCACUCUCCUCAGAGAUGUUCCUUUCUCUGGUAUCUACGUCAUGUUCUACAGCCAGUCCAAGGCCUUAUUGCCAAAAGAAAUCAGCUCGUCUGCUUCCGCCCCCUUGGCUAACUUCAGCUGUGGGAUCAUGGCGGGUAUAUUGGCCUCUCUGAUCACUCAGCCUGCUGAUGUGGUUAAAACACACGUCCAAGUGAAUCCACAGCUGCGGACAGCCGAGGCAAUCAGAUACAUCUAUAUGGAACAUGGACUCCAGGGGUUCUUCAGAGGGGCAGUUCCACGGGCACUGAGGAGGACCAUGAUGGCCGCCAUGGCGUGGACAGUGUAUGAGCAGAUGAUGACUCGUGUUGGACUGAAGUCCUGAAGGGAAGAGUUGAUGAGAAGCUUGUGGGGAAAAAAAGAAAAGAAAGAAGAGAUAAAGUCACAGAGUGAAGACGGUAAUAAGUGAACAGGAAGGAACCGCUACAGUGCAGAUGAGCCUGAUGAUGUUUUGCUCAUAAGAGUCAAAGGCUUCAAUGAUUCAAGCGCAACAAGAGCUGCAGACUGGCGAGCGCAGAAAGAGAACACUUGUUGUCUAUAAGAGUAAUACGCACAAUACAAGAGAGAUUUGGAGGAUUUGCUCCAUGAAAUGUGCUUUGCUGAAGUUCAUGAACCAGGAAGAUAUUUUGUUUUGUAACUCUGGAGAAAGUAUUUUUAAUAUUAAUAUGGAUAUGCUAUGAUGUUCUGUAUUUCACAAAGAAAUCCUAAUCCUUUAAAGAGUAUUUGUUUUUACAAACGCCUCAGUGGGAAUUCCUCUGGUUUUUCCCAGUUGUGGAAUAAAUCUAUGUAAUCUCACAAAGACUGCAGUAACCUAAUAUAUCGUUACUCAAGACAGUGUCCCAGAUUCAGCUCAGACCUCCAUAAUGCACUUUAACCCCCAGCAGGUCUGUCAUAGCACAAAUGUAAAACCUGGAGAGGACUCUCCAAUAACACAAUGGAUAUUUAUAUUCCGAUAUUGUUUGUCAAAUACAAUAUGUAACACAUUAUUCUGCCUUAAAAUGUAAUGAUUUUUGUUUUGUUUUGAUAUUCCUUUGAGAUGUAUUUUCAUUCAAAAGCUUGCCUU
This is a messenger RNA of Morone saxatilis (striped sea-bass), 2168 nucleotides long. Its product is annotated as mitochondrial glycine transporter A-like. Gene Ontology annotation, biological process: glycine import into mitochondrion. Gene Ontology annotation, cellular component: mitochondrial inner membrane; mitochondrion. The record is from RefSeq and is a predicted model, not a curated record. The transcript is spliced from 8 exons. NCBI's taxonomy places the organism in Eukaryota, Metazoa, Chordata, Actinopteri, Moronidae. The coding region runs from base 573 to 1430 and encodes 285 amino acids. Gene Ontology annotation, molecular function: glycine transmembrane transporter activity.